Solanum stenotomum is the source of this 930-nucleotide messenger RNA. RefSeq lists its product as uncharacterized. Gene Ontology annotation, molecular function: zinc ion binding; nucleic acid binding. Lineage: Eukaryota; Viridiplantae; Streptophyta; Magnoliopsida; Solanales; Solanaceae. The coding region runs from base 1 to 930 and encodes 309 amino acids. The record is from RefSeq and is a predicted model, not a curated record. The transcript has 7 exons.
AUGGUUAAUACUAGGUUUAAUGCUAUCAGGCCCGUAGCUCCCGUCAAUGCUCCAGCUGAGGAAUCUGCACCGAGAGGUCGCGGUCCAGGCAGGGGUAGAGGACAUGGAAGAGUAGCGCCUGCUGGGAAUGGAGCUCCUUUUGAAAAUGCUCCUAUGAAUGAGAACCCUUCUACGCAUGAUGAAGAGAUAGUGGAGAAUGUUGAGGAUAUGGGACAAGAGGAAGAGUGCUUUCUUCUGUUCAAGCAACUCAAGCUCCCGCUAAUCCCCCUGUUGCUAGCACUGCGCCCAAGACGGGUGAAACGGGAGAGGUUCAGGGAGGCCAAUACUGGCAGCCAAGCCAAUUCAGUCCUCUAUGCAACUCCAUCUCAUAAUGUGAUUCAGGAUAGCCAGGGAGUCGCACCUUCAGCGGACAGCAGGCCAUCUUUUGAUCGUACAUGUUACAAUUGUGGUGAACCUGGCCAUAUGAGGAGAGAUUGUUCCCACCCACUUGUGUUAGAUUCCGCGCAGCAGCAGUCUAAAGCAGUGGAUAAGAAUGUUACAACUUAUGCCUCGCGUCAAUUGAAGGUGAACGAGUGGAAUUACCCAACACUUGAUUUGGAGUUGGCAGCAGAACCGAUUCCAAUUCUUGAUCGUGAUGUGCGCGGGUUAAGGACCAAGGAGAUUAAGCCUGUGAAAGUUCAAUGGAAGCAUCUUCCAGAUAAGGAAGCUACUUGGGAAGCCGAGAGGGACAUGCAAGACAAGUAUUCCCAAUUAUUCGUCAAUUCAGGCAAGGAGGUUUCCCAUCAAGAUGACAGGGCUCAGUUUUAUGCCUUUCCAGGCAAGAGCGAGGCUGAGGUGUCUGAUGCAGUGAUCGCAGUGUCUGAAUUCAAGGAAGUAUUUCCUACCGAUUUGCCUAGUAUUCCAGCGGAUAGGGAUAAAUUUUUGCAUUGA